CUUCAGGUGCGGUCUCGUCAGAUCUGAUGCGGCCUCCAUCUCUCCCUGCUUCCUCCUCAAGCGUGCAGUCCGAUGCGGCGGCGGUGGGCGGUGGCAAUCAAGCGGUGAGAUGGAUAAGCAUCAAUUGGAUAACUACUAUCUCUUUCAGAGCCAUCGUAGUGGGCCUUUGUGUUGGUCACUUGAGCCUCUUUGUAGGGGCAUUUUGCUUUGCUCGUGUGCAAGAAACGAAGUUCAUAAUUGCUUCUCCGUUUAUUGUGCGAUCUUGGCCGGAUGGGAGGUUGCGUCAUAGUGGUGCGAUCAAGGAUUUGCUUUCCUUCUUCAAUUUUCAGCAUGGU
This is a messenger RNA of Linum tenue, 335 nucleotides long. The record is from the annotation of a GenBank genome assembly. NCBI's taxonomy places the organism in Eukaryota, Viridiplantae, Streptophyta, Magnoliopsida, Malpighiales, Linaceae.